Trichomycterus rosablanca is the source of this 5000-nucleotide messenger RNA. RefSeq names its product bromodomain containing 1a (gene brd1a). Gene Ontology annotation, molecular function: protein binding. The record is from RefSeq and is a predicted model, not a curated record. The coding region runs from base 279 to 3752 and encodes 1157 amino acids. Gene Ontology annotation, biological process: regulation of transcription by RNA polymerase II. NCBI's taxonomy places the organism in Eukaryota, Metazoa, Chordata, Actinopteri, Siluriformes, Trichomycteridae. The transcript is spliced from 13 exons. Gene Ontology annotation, cellular component: MOZ/MORF histone acetyltransferase complex.
GGGGAAGGCGAGCUGGUCGGGGAGAGAAUCUUGGUGGGGUUGUGUAUGGAUUUAUACCCCGUUUAUUAGUAUUUAACGCGGUUUUGAAGGCGCAGCAGCGAUAGCUAAUGUGGAUACGUGUUUCAUAUGAGUGAAUGCGGUGAAGAGGAAGCUGAGUUGGGUGUUUUUGAAUGAGAACAUUGUGUGCGGGCCGGAUCGCCAUUGCUGUGAGCAGAGGCUGUUUCUGUGUCUCCAUCCAGCUACGAGCAAAGCGCCUCCCAGCUUUGUGAGGGUCCACGAUGGGGAAGAAAGCACGGAGUCCCAGGGUCCCUGCCCUACACCGGGCCCCGUCUCCCAUCAAACCAUCGGCAAACAGAGAGACCCUCACCUACGCAGAGGCACAACGCAUAGUAGAGCUGGAGGUCGAUGGCCGUGUACACCGGAUGAGCAUCUUCGACAAGCUGGAGGUCGUCACCGAUGACGACCCUGUGGCGCAAGAGAUGACGGAGUGCACCAGCAACAAGGAGAACACAGAGAAACCUCAGCCGGAGCCGCUGAGGUCAGCCCGGCUCAAAAUCAACCAGCUGAAAAAGAAAGCGGCUCAGAAAGCACAGGCAGCUCAGGUGUCAUCUUGCACCCUUCCUGAACCCAAAUUUCGCAUUGUGGAUUAUAACCUGCCAUGCGUGCCACGAAGACCUCAGGAGUAUUACAGGUACGUGGAGAAGACCCUGGAGGAGCUCGACGAGGAGGUCGAAUACGACAUGGACGAGGAGGACUUCGCCUGGCUGGAGCUGGUUAACAAGAAGCGACUUAAUGAGGGUUUCAGCCAGGUCUCGCCCAACGUCUUUGAGUUCCUCGUAGAUCGGUUCGAGAAGGAGUCGUUCUUGGAGAGUCAGGGUCAGCAGGAUCCUCAGUCUCUGGUGGACGAGGAUGCUGUGUGCUGCAUCUGUAUGGACGGAGAGUGGUUGGACAGCAAUGCCAUCCUUUUCUGUGACAUGUGCAACCUCGCAGUGCAUCAGGAGUGUUACGGAGUCCCUUACAUUCCGGAGGGUCAGUGGUUGUGCCGGCAUUGCUUACAAUCUCCCGCACAGCCCCCUGACUGCAUCCUGUGCCCCAAUAAAGGGGGCGCUGUAAAGAAGACCGAGGACGAGCGCUGGGGCCACGUGGCCUGCGCGAUGUGGAUUCCUGAAGUCGGCUUUUCCAAUACGGUCUUCAUCGAGCCCAUCGACGGGGUUAACAACAUUCCGGCUGCCCGCUGGAAGCUCACCUGCUACCUCUGCAAGGAGAAAGGCGUCGGCGCCUGCAUCCAGUGCCACAAAGCCAACUGCUACACAGCCUUCCACGUCAGCUGCGCCCAAAAGGCAGGACUGUUCAUGAAGAUGGAGCCCGUCAGGGAGGUGACAGAGUCAGGGGAGACGAACUUUUCGGUGAAGAAGACAGCCUACUGCGGUGCGCACACUCCCAACGGAUGUGUCAGGAGACCCCUCACUGUGUACGACGAGCCCAAGACCGAAACCAAAAACGGACUCUGUCAAACUCCGAAAAAGAAAAGUCAGACGAAAAAGCAGAAGAGCAAAAAGAAAAAGACAGCGGAGUCGGUCGCAGUGCUUCCAGCCAUGUCUGUUCCUAGUAUUUCAUCUGACAGGUUAAACUCCAUCCUCAGUCAAGUGUCUCUCCAGAGGAAGAAAGCAUUCGUCGAGCUGGUCUUGAACUACUGGACUCUGAAGAGACAAUCGCGACACGGACAGCCACUGAUCAGACGACUUCAUUCCAGUCUACAGACUCAGAAAACUGUCCAGCCGAAGACGGAUGAGGAGGAGGCCCGGGCGCUGAAGGAGCAGCUGAAGGAGUGGCAGCGUUUGAGGCACGACCUAGAGAGAGCCCGCCUACUGCUAGAGCUCAUCAGGAAGAGAGAGAAGCUCAAGAGAGAGGAGAUGAAACUGCAGCAGUCGAUAGUGGAGCUGCAUCUUACUCCAUUAAGCAUUUUGCUGGAGGCUGUGUUGGACCAGCUACAGGAGAAAGACCAGGCCAAGAUAUUUGCACAGCCUGUUAACCUUCAAGAGGUACCUGAUUACCUGGACCACAUUAAGCACCCCAUGGACUUCUCCACCAUGAGGAAGCGUAUACAGGUGCACGAGUACUGCAGUCUGGACCAGUUUGAGGCUGAUUUCAACCUCCUCAUUUCGAACUGUUUGAAGUACAAUUCCAAGGAUACUUAUUUCCACCGUGCAGCCGUGAGAAUGAGGGAUCUGGGAGGGGUUGUGCUUAGGAAGGCACGGCGCCAUGUCGACAGUAUCGGCUUCGACCCCAACAGUGGCACGCACACGUCUGAACCACCCAAGAUCGAAGAGCCUCAUCCGUUCUCCUGGGCAAAUGUGGACCAUUUAUUGAACCCAGCUAACCGGCAGCACAUGCCGCUCGAAGGCAGCCUAAAAGAGCUUCUGGAGAAGCUGGAUCUCACCACGGCCAUGAAAUCCAGUCCGUCACGUAGCAAACGCUUAAAACUGCUAAAGAAAACCAUCAACGAUGUAAGGAUGGAAAUGAGUUUGAAGAACGUCCAGUCUACACCGUUUGAGUCUGUAAGAUUAGCAGAGGAGCGGACAGCAGAAGCCUUUUCAGCUGAGGAUGUUGACCAGUCGGUUCCUCCAAGGCUGGAGCCCUCAGAUUCCCACCCUCCUGUCAUUCAGUCAGAUGGUCCAUCAGAGCCACCGACGCUGAAGCCAGUUGAACUUAAUUCUGAUCAACAGUGGCCUGAAAAACUCGACCACACUGAGAUACUGAACGGACACUCGCGAGACCGGCUGCUGCUGGACGAAGCGGAUGUGAGCGUGGUUGCCACGUCCACCUUGGCCGAACCCUCCACCCCUGUAAACAGACGCACAUCUGUGCUGUUUGGCAAGUCCAAAAGCACGAGCCCACAGAAAGGCACCGGGGUCGAGGAAGCACAGUUGGGAGCGAAGACCAUCUUGUCCGUGGUGAUCCCUCGACUAGAGACGCUGCUCCACACCAGGAAGAGAUCACACAGCGGCAGCCGGGACAUAGACAUGGAAGAGGAGCUGCCCACCAAACGGCCAGACUUGUCGAAUGGUUUUUUGGAUCAGGAGCCGGAUUUGAGUCCCAGUAGGCAGCAGGAGCCUCGCCGUAGGUGCGUCUCUGAAUCCAGCAUCUCGUCCAGCGGCAGUCUGCUGGGUACCACCAGCAGUUUUGUAACGUGUGGGAAAGGAAAGCCGGCUCUGGUGAGGAGGAACACUGUGGACGACAAAAGCGAGCUAAUCACUUGCAUUGAGAAUGGGAACUUCGCCAAAGCUGCUAGACUCGCUGCUGAUGUUGGCAGCAGCAAUUUUUGGAUGCCAGCUAAGGCUGCAAAAGUUGUGUUGGAACCUUUAAAGCUAGUUUGGGCAAAAUGUAGCGGAUACCCCUCCUACCCCGCCUUGAUAAUCGACCCACACAUGCCUCGGGUGGGCUGCCAUCACAACGGGGUGUCCAUUCCAAUCCCCCCUCUGGACGUGCUGCGGAUUGGGGAGCAAAUGCAGUACAAGUCGGAGGAGAAGCUCUUCCUCGUCCUGUUCUUCGACAACAAACGCAGCUGGCAAUGGCUUCCUAAAUCCAAAAUGGUCCCUCUUGGCAUCGACAAGACUAUCGACAAGAUCAAACUGAUGGAGGGCCGCACCUCAUCUAUCCGCAAAGCCGUUCAGACGGCAUUCACGCGUGCCAUGAACCACCUGAGCCGGGUACAGGACGAGCCGAGCAGCGACCUCAGCGACGUCGACUGAAACCCUUCCGCGUCCGUCUCUGCGGACCAGAGUGGAUCGUUAAGCCUUAGUAAUCAUCACGCCUCGCUCAGAUGUCAUCAACCUGCUGCUACGUCUUGCCGGCUGGAGCCUCGAUGACUGUGUAUAGGAGCGCAUUUAGUCGUCUGUUCUGCAGCUUCACUGUGCCGAGAUCCUGCUGCCAACUCACCUACCACUCGCUUACCACUCGCCUUCUCCCUGCACGGCCUUCGUUCCACCCGAACGUCUCGUCUCCACCCAGUUACAAGUGUUCAUGUAUUUAACAGACUCUCUAUGUAAAUAAGUGUAAAUGUUCCCAUGCUAACUUAUUCGAGUUGCCGCACUGGGUACUGAAUAUUUUUUUUUUUUUAGUAUUUAUAUUUUGGUUGGUGAAUUUCCGGAAGCAUCACAGCGUCUUCCUUACUGAUGCAGAAAAAAAAAGGAACGGACGCUCGAUCAGGGCUUGAAAAAAUGUGAGAGUAUUUUCUGUUUUCAUUAUUAUGGUUUAAAUUAUUGAAGUUUAUAAGCAUAAACUUUUUCUUUUUGGUAUUAAAUGUCUUUUGUAACCAAUAAUGUUUUUUAUACCAGUUUUAGCCUAUUUUGUUGUGAUAUAUUUAUAUAAAUAAAUAUAUAUCUGUAUUCUUUAGAUGCUCACACACACUGUUGUGUUGUUCUGGAUACUCAAAGUGCUCAAAGUUGUUUUCAUGAAACCAAAAGUAAAAAUGCUGCCCAGACAUUUCCUUAUUAUUAUUAUUAAUAUUAUUAAUAUUUUUUUUUUACAUUUUAUUUGUUUGUUUGUGUUUGUUUUUAUCUUUAUUUGUGUAUCAGCGACACUGUAUUGUUUAAAUGGAUUACGAUGGACGGUUUGGUUUUGCAUUUGGGACCUUCAUGAUCAUUACUGAAUGAUGUGAAUGUGUUAUUUAUUUGUUGGAUAUAAAGUAUCUGCAUUACUUUGUACUAUGUGAAAAAACGAGUCAGUAUGGCACAUUCCGGUGACUCUACGUUGAUCGAUUGCCUUUUUGUUUGUUUUUUGUUUAAUAUGAAAUUACUGCUAAGACUGUUUAGUGAAAAUACAUUCUGUCAGUUUAGUUGUACUCUGGGUAGCGAAGGGUAGAUCUUUGGAUACUUUUAUACAAUAUAGAUUUUUUUGAUAAUAAAACGGUUGCUGGUUAUUAUUAUUAUUAUUAUUUUUUAUUUUAUUUUUUUUUAAUAGAAAUGCUGAUAAUAAACCAGACAAAGAUGUGCACCACA